AGUUUUAAAAAGAGAAAAGAUUCUUCUCCCCUGUCCUCGCUCUUAAAUGGCAAGAAAGGAGACUCUGAUGGGAAGUCCAUAACUGAAAUAAGAGUGGAAAAUAAAAAUAAAUAACGGAACGGAAGAGAGAAAAAAUAAAUAAUAUCACUCAGAAAAUUUCCACAGUUUUUCUUUCUCAUGUUGAUUUAGCCCAUUCGUAGACUUCCUCCGCCUCCGCGCCGCCGUUAGACGCCGCCUCGGCAGUUUCAGCAACCGCCGUGGUGUUCGUCGUCUUCCAAGGCUCGAUUCUCUCCUCUUAUCUGAGAUCUGAAUAGAGAUAUGUUUAAGAAAAUGAGUGCAACAAGCAGCAAGACGGAUCAAAAAGCGGCAUUAGACAUUGCAUCAUGGCUAUUCAAUGUUGUUACUUCCGUUGGAAUCAUCCUCGUUAACAAAGCUUUAAUGGCUACUUAUGGCUUUAGUUUCGCUACAACAUUAACCGGUUUGCAUUUCGGAACAACCACAUUGUUGACAACUUUCUUGACAUGGCUUGGUUAUAUCCAACCUUCUCAGCUUCCUUGGCCUGAUCUUUUGAAAUUCGUUUUGUUCGCUAACUUCUCCAUUGUUGGGAUGAACGUGAGUCUCAUGUGGAAUUCUGUUGGAUUCUACCAGAUUGCGAAGCUGAGUAUGAUCCCGGUUUCUUGUCUUCUAGAAGUUAUGCUUGACAAUGUCAGGUAUUCAAGAGAUACAAAGCUUAGCAUUUUGUUAGUUCUUGCUGGUGUUGCCGUCUGUACUGUAACCGAUGUUAGUGUCAAUCUCAACGGAUUUCUCGCUGCUGCUAUUGCUGUCUGGAGCACCGCGCUCCAGCAAUACUAUGUACAUUAUCUACAACGGAAAUACUCACUCGGUUCUUUCAAUUUACUGGCACAUACCGCUCCAGUCCAAGCGGCAUCAUUGUUGUUGGUCGGACCAUUUCUAGACUACUGGUUGACAAACCAAAGAGUGGAUGCAUACAACUUUUCAUUUGUAUCUCUGUUCUUCUUAAUACUCUCGUGCAGUAUUGCGGUCGGGACCAAUCUCAGCCAAUUCAUCUGUAUUGGAAGAUUCACGGCGGUGUCUUUCCAAGUACUUGGUCAUAUGAAGACAAUUCUGGUUUUGGUUUUGGGAUUCACUUUCUUUGGUAAGGAAGGUUUAAACCUACAAGUAGUGCUUGGAAUGCUCAUUGCGAUCCUAGGUAUGAUCUGGUACGGUAAUGCAUCUUCUAAACCGGGCAGUAAAGAGCGCCGUAGCCUCUCUAUUCCUAUAACCAAGUCACAGAAACUAUCUGAAACAAACGAAUCUGAUGAGGCUGUGUAGAAGAAAGAAGUGAUCGCAUUGACAUAGAAACAAAAACAAGAAACUCAGAUACAAAACAGGUAGAGUUAUCAAAUGGGAUAUUUAUUCAUAAACAAAAAGAAAAAGGGUUUAAAGUAUUUAAUUUCCAGAACUAUAAUUUUCUUUUUUUACAGAGCUUUUUUGUUUUUAUGAAUUUUACCUAUUGAUUAAUCCUUUUUUUGCAUUUUGCAUUUUUUUGCCUAAUUCUCCCAAAAGAAACAUCAUCAUCCAUACGACUGAUAAUAAGAAAAUCUCAAUUUUAUUUUUUAUAACAAA
Molecule: messenger RNA, 1626 nt
Organism: Arabidopsis lyrata subsp. lyrata
Lineage: Eukaryota; Viridiplantae; Streptophyta; Magnoliopsida; Brassicales; Brassicaceae
Product: UDP-rhamnose/UDP-galactose transporter 4
Exons: 6
Coding region: 319-1332 (337 amino acids)
Cellular component (GO): Golgi apparatus
Molecular function (GO): UDP-galactose transmembrane transporter activity; antiporter activity
Source: RefSeq, a predicted model, not a curated record